AUGUCCACCCCUAUCCCCACGCCAGGUAGGAACCCCCUUCAAGGGCGCACGCCCUCACAAGCCCAUGGAGCUGCCGGCACGCCACCCGUUUCGACGCCCUUUUCAGCCGCCCAGGCUGUCUUCUCGCCAAAUGGCCCGCGCUCGUCGCCGCAGCAGUUUAAAAGAUCACCGGCGACCGUGGGCUCAACGACUGCGACAGGCGGCCGCCCCCCAAGCGCCAUCAACUUUGACAGCCCCUCGGCGUCAGCAGCCCUGGGCGCUCUACAACCCAUGACUCCUGGCAUGGACAUGACCAUCCGGUCGCUGGCAAAUCUCGGUCGUGCUAGUGAGGAUGAGCGGGCCAAGCGCCUAGAGGAGGUUAUCCACAUCCUCAGCAAAAGCAAAGGUCUAGUCAGCGAAGCCGGUCUAGAGAGGUUAGCGCGCAGCCUGGAGCUUGAAUUCAUGUGGGAGAGCUCAAUGGGCAGUGACAACAAGAGGACCCUUAUUGUGGCCGGGUCUGCCCUCGAACUGCUGGUGGAGUUCUCCCAGGAUGUUGUUCAGUCUGUGACGCUCAACUUCCCUGACUCUCCAGAAAUUGUCACUAAGCAUGCCCAGAAGGCUGGCGAGAUUCUGUUUAACGAUCUGCGCCUUGCCCCGGGCCAGAGCCCAUUAACUAAGUCUCUUGCCCGCUUUGCGGCAAACUUCGAGCGCCUGGCUGUGCUAGACAAGCUCAGCAUCAACCCCGGACUUAACUUGUACGAGGCUGUUGCCGAUGUCUACGAAAGCUUAGCGCGUCUUCAUGCCUGGGAGCUGCAGAAGCUCCGCGAGGACCCAUCUCUUGCGGGCAAGGAUGACGAGUACCUCGAGAAUCUCGUCCUUUGCACCAAGAGCGGGAAGCCAGCGAUGAACGACCGGGGCCGCGUGGGCCUCGCUCUAGACUACUGGAAGGAAAAGCACCUGCUCAGGACCCCUGACGCCGAAGUCGCCUCCUGGAUAGCGGAUAACGAGCGCACCUGGAGCAUCCUCAUCGGCUGUGCUCCUCUCCGCGACUUAAGCAUCAACCCCGUGCGCAUCUCCGACAAGUGGAUCGGUCCUAAUGUCGUCAAGACCUCUCUCCCGGAUGGCCUACACACAGGCGAACCCAUCAUCGACUGGCUUGACCCCGAGCCAACUUUUAUUCCUGCGACGGAUCAGCAACAGCAACAGCAACAGCAACAGCAACAGCAACAGCAACAGCAACAGCAACAGCAGCAGGCGGACGCGCCACUUCUUCCACCUCGUUUGCCCGAGGUCGCUUUUCAUGCUGUCUUCGACCCGCCCGUGCACAUCCCCAUCAACCUGUGGCAGCACUUACAAGAGAUGGGCUGCGUCCUGCCCGACGAGACAGCCACUCAACCCUUCCAACAGCAUCACUUCCGGUCCUUCGAUAGCCUCGUCAUCCCUCCACCGCAAGGCAAGGAGACAGACGCGACCGAGACAAGAGUAUUCAGCUGUCGUAAGAAGACGCCAUUCGUCCCUCGGCGGUCGGGAGUCCGGAACGGCGAGGGGGCAACGCAGAAGAUGGAGUACAGGAUCCAUCAGAACACACUCUUCGUUCCAAAGCCCGUGAUGUGCCGGACCCUGACGGAGAUGAGCUUCUCCCAUCCCCAGCAGCUGGUCAGCAUCCUGCCUUACUUGAGGCAGUACGCCUUCCUGGCGCAGUUGUUGGAGAAUAGCUUUAAGCCUGGGCCGGCGCUCCAACUUCCUACCGAUCCAAACGCCGACACCACCACCUCCAAACCUACUCCCAAUGCAAAGGCAUCGCACAAAAAGCUAGACGACUUCGAAGCCUUCCUCGCCAAGCACUCUUCCCACUCCGGACCCAUCUCCAACAUGACGCCCUCCCAGCACCAGCCCUCCUCCGACCUCAGCAUCGACGUCACCCUCCGCCUGGUCCUGCCAUCCCCCAAAUUGCAGAUAGUCUUCCCUCUGCAUGCCACCAGCAAGGAGGAAGUGAAGGGCAAGAUCGCACAUGUCACGUUCGCGGUAAGGGAGAAUGGGAGGCUGGAGGUUGAGAUGCAGAAUAUGAUCGAAGAGGAAGGGGAUCAGAUGGAGGGGGUAAAAACUGAGGGAGACGAGGAUGGGGAGGAGAAAAAGAGGAGGAGGCCGCAGCCGGGCGAUUUGGCACGGGCGUUGGAGGUGUUGGAGGAUGUGGGGAAGUGGGCUGAGUUUGUGAGGACUAGGUGGGUUUGA
Molecule: messenger RNA, 2211 nt
Organism: Thermochaetoides thermophila DSM 1495
Lineage: Eukaryota; Fungi; Ascomycota; Sordariomycetes; Sordariales; Chaetomiaceae
Product: RNA polymerase II transcription mediator-like protein
Exons: 2
Coding region: 1-2211 (736 amino acids)
Biological process (GO): regulation of transcription by RNA polymerase II
Cellular component (GO): mediator complex
Molecular function (GO): transcription coregulator activity
Source: RefSeq, a predicted model, not a curated record